AAGUUAACACGUUCUCUUCAUCUGCCUACGGUUGCAGAUUUGUUUUAGUUUAUUGAAGGAGAGUAGAAGAAAACGAACUUGAAGCGUGAGAAAUGAAGAAAUCUGGAAUCCUUGCAGCCUCCAUCUCUGCAGUCGCUUCCGCCACGGCCAUCUCCGCCGCGUCUACCAACACCUCCCUAUCAUUCUCUUUGCCGGAAACCAAUCUUUCCCGCCAGGAUUCAAAAGGAAAACAGAGGAAGAAGAAAGGUUCGGAAGAUGAAGGAGAUGAAAAGUUUGCUCCAAGGUUUGAUGGGUUAAGAUUCAUCGAGACGCUUGUUACUGCUCAUCGAUAACCUUUUUGCAUUAUUCUCAUUUGGCAAAAGUUUGCUAUAGUUUUUCUCCAAUUGAUCAAACAACAACAAAAUUUACUGAUUUUAAUGUUUCUCCUUUUCAAAAAUUUCAUCUCACUAACUUUGGUUUAUGUGUAACACCUGAGGCAUAUUCCUAUUUGUUGUUCUUGCUAA
Messenger RNA from Raphanus sativus (radish), 503 nucleotides. RefSeq lists its product as uncharacterized. The record is from RefSeq and is a predicted model, not a curated record. The transcript has 2 exons. Bases 93 to 332 code for a protein of 79 amino acids. NCBI's taxonomy places the organism in Eukaryota, Viridiplantae, Streptophyta, Magnoliopsida, Brassicales, Brassicaceae.